UACUUCUGGCGCGCGCCGGUUGCUGUUUCUUCUCUGGCUUGGGGACCGGCGGCGGCAGCGGCGGCGGCGUAGGGGUGAGUUCCGACUGGGCGGACCAGGUGUGGGAGCGCGACGAGAACUGCACAUCCAGGUCUUUCUUCCGAGCAGGCCUCGGAGCGGGGCGGACCUGGGCCCAGGGGCGAGCGACACCCUCGCUUCCGCGGACAGUCUCAUCCCGGACGGAACUUUGGGUGGUGGAGGCGGCGGGUCCAAACGCUGUCUGGAGCCAACGUCUGCCAGGCCGAACCUCAAGUGUGCAGGGCUGAACCCGAGGAAAUAGCCCAGUGCCCGGGUCAGGUGGCCUUGUUCGCGAGCACAUCUCGGAGCGUCUCCCCGGUCUCAAGGUGCAGCUGUCCAGUGUGCUAGUGGCUUCCCAUAGUCCAAGUGGUCUUCCUAGCAGAUUCUGACAGUAAAAGCAGUGUUUGAUGAGUGGCAGGUCCUGAGUUAAGAGCCUUUAAACGGAUGAUCUUUAAUCCGCGAUCGAUCCUAUCACUGUUUUAACUCAAAUGGGUGAUGAAAAGGACUCUUGGAAAGUGAAAACUUUAGAUGAAAUUCUUCAGGAAAAGAAACGAAGGAAGGAACAAGAGGAGAAAGCAGAGAUAAAACGCUUAAAAAACUCUGAUGACCGCGAUUCCAAGCGGGACUCCCUUGAGGAGGGGGAGCUGAGAGACCACCGCAUGGAGAUCACCAUAAGGAACUCCCCGUACAGAAGAGAAGACUCCAUGGAAGACAGAGGAGAAGAAGGUGAUUCUUUGGCCAUCAAACCACCCCAGCAAAUGUCUCGGAAAGAAAAAGCUCAUCACAGAAAAGAUGAAAAGAGAAAAGAGAAACGUAGGCAUCGUAGCCAUUCAGCAGAAGGGGGGAAGCAUGCUAGAGUGAAAGAAAGAGAGCACGAACGUCGGAAACGACAUGGAGAAGAACAGGAUAAAGCUUGCCGGGAAUGGGAAAGACAGAAGAGAAGGGAGAUGGCAAGGGAGCAUUCCAGGAGAGAAAGGGACCGCUUGGAGCAGUUAGAAAGGAAGCGGGAGCGCAAGAUGCGGGAGCAGAAGGAGCGCGAGCGGCGGGCGGAGGAGCGGCGCAAGGAGCGAGAGGCCCGCAGGGAAGUGUCUGCACAUCACCGAACGAUGAGAGAGGACUACAGCGACAAAGUGAAAGCCAGCCACUGGAGUCGCAGCCCGCCUCGGCCGCCGCGGGAGUGGUUCGAGUUGGGAGACAGCCGGAAGCCAGUAAAAGAAGAGAAAAUGGAAGAAAGAGACCUGCUGUCCGACUUACAGGACAUCAGCGACAGCGAGAGGAAGACCAGCUCGGCCGAGUCCUCGUCAGCGGAGUCAGGCUCAGGUUCUGAGGAGGAAGAGGAGGAGGAGGAAGAGGAGGAGGAGGAAGGGAGCACCAGUGAAGAAUCAGAGGAGGAGGAGGAGGAAGAGGAAGAGGAGGAGGAAGAGACCGGCAGCAACUCUGAGGAGGCGUCAGAGCAGUCUGCCGAAGAAGUAAGUGAGGAAGAAAUGAGUGAAGAUGAAGAACGAGAAAAUGAAAACCACCUCUUGGUUGUUCCAGAGUCACAGUUCGACCGAGAUUCCGGGGAGAGUGAAGAAGCAGAGGAAGAAGUGGGUGAGGGUACGCCGCAGAGCAGCGCCCUGACAGAGGGCGACUAUGUGCCCGACUCCCCCGCCCUGUCGCCCAUCGAGCUCAAGCAGGAGCUGCCCAAGUACCUGCCGGCCCUGCAGGGCUGCCGGAGCGUCGAGGAGUUUCAGUGCCUGAACAGGAUCGAGGAGGGCACCUAUGGAGUGGUCUACAGAGCAAAAGACAAGAAAACAGAUGAAAUUGUGGCUCUAAAGCGGCUGAAGAUGGAGAAGGAGAAGGAGGGCUUCCCGAUCACGUCGCUGAGGGAGAUCAACACCAUCCUCAAGGCCCAGCAUCCCAACAUCGUCACCGUUAGAGAGAUCGUGGUGGGCAGCAACAUGGACAAGAUCUACAUCGUGAUGAACUACGUGGAGCACGACCUCAAGAGCCUCAUGGAGACUAUGAAACAGCCCUUCCUGCCAGGGGAGGUGAAGACCCUGAUGAUCCAGCUGCUGCGGGGGGUGAAGCACCUGCACGACAACUGGAUCCUGCACCGUGACCUCAAGACGUCCAACCUGCUGCUGAGCCACGCCGGCAUCCUCAAGGUGGGUGACUUCGGGCUGGCACGGGAGUACGGAUCCCCUCUGAAGGCCUACACCCCAGUCGUGGUGACCCAGUGGUACCGCGCCCCAGAGCUGCUGCUUGGUGCCAAGGAAUACUCCACAGCUGUGGACAUGUGGUCAGUGGGCUGCAUCUUCGGGGAGCUGCUGACUCAGAAGCCUCUGUUCCCUGGGAAUUCGGAAAUCGAUCAGAUCAACGAAGUGUUCAAGGAGCUGGGGACCCCCAGUGAGAAAAUCUGGCCUGGCUACAGUGAGCUCCCAGCAGUGAAGAAGAUGACCUUCAGCGAGCACCCCUACAACAACCUCCGCAAGCGCUUCGGGGCUCUGCUGUCAGACCAGGGCUUCGACCUCAUGAACAAGUUCCUGACCUACUUCCCCGGGAGGAGGAUCAGCGCGGAGGACGGCCUCAAGCACGAGUAUUUCCGCGAGACCCCCCUGCCCAUCGACCCCUCCAUGUUCCCCACGUGGCCCGCCAAGAGUGAGCAGCAGCGUGUGAAGCGGGGCACCAGCCCAAGGCCCCCUGAGGGAGGCCUGGGCUACAGCCAGCUGGGCGACGACGACCUGAAGGAGACGGGCUUCCACCUUACCACCACGAACCAGGGGGCCUCCGCCGCGGGCCCCGGCUUCAGCCUCAAGUUCUGAAGGUCGGAGUGGACCCGUCAUGGGGCGAACUCAGCCGGGACCGCAGGCGCGGCUACUGCGGCUGGAGCUGCGAUGAGACUCGGAACUCCUCGUCUUACUUUGUGCUCCAUGUUCUGUUUUUGUAUUUUGGUUUGUAAAUUUGUAGAAUUAAAUCUUUUUCCUUGUUGUGGAGGAAAGAGCUGUGUUGUCUCUGUGACUUGCCCAGGGAGGAGAGGGUCGGCAUUUGUGGGUGCCCACGUGGGGCAGCACAAACCUCCACACACCCUCUCCCACUCUCGACAUGCACGGGGCUGGCUGGGCCGUGAUUUGGAAAGGAACUGGUGGGGGCCGGGUCGAUGGUUUAAUCUUUGGAGCUGGAGACCUGUUUCUGUGUUGGGAUGAGCGAUGCCUUCUUGCCCCAACCUGCUCGUCCAGACCAGCCCUGUCCACACAGGCCCCCGGCCCCCAACCCCCAGCUCCAGGUGUGCCAGCAGACUCAGCAGGUUUUUAUACAAGGUUGUUAUGAGCUUUAAAAUGUAUUAAAAUAUUCUUCGAGGAAA
Molecule: messenger RNA, 3400 nt
Organism: Pongo pygmaeus (Bornean orangutan)
Lineage: Eukaryota; Metazoa; Chordata; Mammalia; Primates; Hominidae
Product: cyclin-dependent kinase 11B-like
Exons: 20
Coding region: 546-2861 (771 amino acids)
Biological process (GO): regulation of mitotic cell cycle; protein phosphorylation
Cellular component (GO): nucleus
Molecular function (GO): ATP binding; protein serine/threonine kinase activity
Source: RefSeq, a predicted model, not a curated record